CUUCCAGUUUGCCGUACAUAAACAAAGAUGGCGUCUUCUGCCGAUGUUCACGUCCGAAUAUGUGGACAAGAAAUUAUCAAAUAUGACCUCGAAAUUAAGGCUCUGAUUCAGGACAUCAGGGACUGCCCUGGACCUCACUCAACUCUCAUGGAGCUCAACUCUCAGGUCAAAGAGAAGUUUAGCAAACUGAGACUCAGAAUCCAGGAUCUGGAGCAGAUGGCAAAAGAACAGGACAGAGAGUCGGACAGACUGGUCAUUCAGGCAGAGACAGAGAGUCAGCGAAGGCAAAUGAUGAGUAACCAAACAGCAUGGAGGAAAGCUAACCUGGCUUGCAAACUAGCGAUUGACAACAUGGAGAAGGAUGAGCUGCUGCAUGGACGAGAAAACCUGAGCACCAGACAGAGGAAGGCAACCAAAGAAAGCUUAGUGGAAACUAGUAGCAAUAUCACAGAGAGUCUGAUGUCCAUCAGCAGGAUGAUGGCUGAACAGGUGAAGCAGAGUGAAGACACCAUCGGCACACUUGCCACCUCCUCCAGAACAGUUCAAGAAACCAAUGAAGAAUUCAAAAACAUGACAGGAACCAUCCACCUGGGGAGGAAACUGAUCCUCAAGUACAACAGACGGGAGCUGACAGACAAACUGCUCAUCUUCCUGGCUCUGGCUCUUUUCCUUGCCACCGUCCUCUACAUCCUCAAGAAGCGUCUCUUUCCCUUUAUUUAGCAGGCUGCUGCUUCUUAAAGAGGCUCACACUGAAGCUUCAGGAAGAACGUUUUCCUGAUAAAUCAGUCAGCAGAAAGUUACCACAGGGAGUACGAGAAGGUAUGUAGAGGAAGUGAUGAUUAUAAGGGUUUGAGGCAGAACAGGGACUGACUGACGCACAAAGAUACUGCCAAAGAAAAAAUCUGUCAUCUCAUUUAACAUUGUUUUUAGCUUGAAUGAUAUGAUGCAACAUAUGGCUUUGAGAUCACCUUAAGGAGGAACCCAUCAAAUAUGACUAGUUAAAAGAGUCAUAUAGUAGGAAGUGGGUUUUAUAAGUUUUAAUGCACCCACAAUGAUGAGUUUAAGCCAAGGUGCAAGGCUCCUGUCAAAAGACUGCACUGUCUUAUAGGGAAGAUUUAUACAAAUAAAGAAAGCACACUCCACAUCAGCUGGUCUUUGAAGGCAUUCAUAUUACUGCAAGAAAACCAGCAGCAAUAAAAAUGACUGAAGUGCACCAGGGCCCUCAUAAUCCUAGCUUUUAUAAACAACCAGGCACAAGGCUGUCAUAUGCAGUAUCUUCAUUUUGUUUACUUUUUAUUGUCAAAUUAUAAUCCCUGUGUGUGCAUCAUAGAAUGAGUGUAUGCUGUUGUGAUCUGUUUACUUUUCCAAAAAUCUAUUGUUCCAGUUAUUGAAUAGUUAAAUUGUGCCUUUAUUUCGACCUCAACUCCAGACAACUGAUCCAGAAAUUGGAUGGAUUGCUGAUCCUAUGAAGACUGUCUGGGAUGCUAAAUCAAUAUGUGACAGUUCUGAAUAAAUGUCUUAAUGUUAGAAUUAAAAUAAGUAUUAUAA
Molecule: messenger RNA, 1548 nt
Organism: Cheilinus undulatus (humphead wrasse)
Lineage: Eukaryota; Metazoa; Chordata; Actinopteri; Labriformes; Labridae
Gene: bnip1b
Product: BCL2 interacting protein 1b
Exons: 6
Coding region: 28-720 (230 amino acids)
Biological process (GO): retrograde vesicle-mediated transport, Golgi to endoplasmic reticulum
Cellular component (GO): endoplasmic reticulum; SNARE complex
Molecular function (GO): SNAP receptor activity
Source: RefSeq, a predicted model, not a curated record